AUGCUCUCUCUCUUCCGCGAUGGUCCAGAAUACAUCCAACGCACUAAAACACCAUUUUCGCCCACGAAGGUGACUCUAGCCGAAGUCCGCGCCGUCGUUCCCAAGGUACUUUACCAGAAGCACACCCUGACUGGGCUCGCUUACGUUGCUCGUGAUGUCUUGUGUGCUUUCGCGCUUUACAACUUUGGGUGGUUCAUCGACCCACUUGCACGGUCUCUUGUUGAAGAUUAUGGGUGGUCGUUACUCUUCGGCGUCGCAUCAAAAUGGUCCAUUUGGGUGCUAUAUUGGUAUUGGCAGGGAAUCAUCCUCGCCGGCUGGUGGUGUUUAGCUCAUGAAGCAGGCCACGGCACACUCUCACAAUACAAUUGGGUCAAUCACAUUGUUGGAUACUCUUUGCAUACAUUUCUUCUCGUUCCUUACUACGCCUGGAGAUCCACCCAUCAUGCCCAUCACAAAGCCACCAUGUCCGUGGAACGCGACGAAAACUAUGUCCCUCGCACGCGUCGAUAUUACAGUCUUCCUUUGGAAUUCACUGCGACCCCAGGUGACUACCGCGAAAUAUUUGAAGAAACUCCGAUAUACACGCUCUUCCGUAUGCUCCUUAUGCAGGCUGUAGGGUGGCAGUAUUAUUUGUGCUCCAAUGUCAUGGGCUCGCCGAUGUAUCCUCCCGGUACCAACCACUUUCAACCUUCCUCGCCUCUUUUCAAACCCCACGAGCGAAAUGGGAUUAUCGCCUCCAAUAUCGGUCUCGUUAUCAUGUCGUUCAUCCUCUAUAUUUGGACUAAAGAAGUUGGCAUCGUGAAUUUUAUCAAGUUUUACUUUGUCCCGUACUUGCUUGCAAAUCACUGGGUCGUCAUGUUAACAUACCUCCAUCACUCCGAUCCCACCAUAGCUCAUUACCGCAGCAAGGAGUGGAAUUUCCUCCGCGGAGCUAUUUCUACCGUUGACCGACCACUUUUGGGGUGGGUUGGGCGUUUCUUUCUGCAUAAUGUUUCUCAUGACCAUAUAGCACAUCAUUUAUUCUCUUCGAUCCCUUUCUACAAUCAGCCCUACGUUACUGAAGCCAUUAAGAAAGUCUUGAAGGAUGACUAUAACUACGACUCCACGAACACCUUCCGUGCCCUCUACCGGACGUUCACCCAGUGCUGCUUUAUUGAGGAUGAUGGCGAUGUGGUGUUUUACAAAAACAGGGAGGGAAAUGCUGCGCGUGUCCUUGCAGUGGAGGCAGAGGGUAAAACUGUUGAGAUCGGAGGAGAUCGGGGUUAUUAUAGUCUCUAA
Molecule: messenger RNA, 1278 nt
Organism: Laccaria bicolor S238N-H82
Lineage: Eukaryota; Fungi; Basidiomycota; Agaricomycetes; Agaricales; Hydnangiaceae
Gene: FAD12-3
Product: delta-12 fatty acid desaturase protein
Exons: 8
Coding region: 1-1278 (425 amino acids)
Biological process (GO): lipid metabolic process
Molecular function (GO): oxidoreductase activity
Source: RefSeq, a predicted model, not a curated record